This is a messenger RNA of Thyridium curvatum, 3024 nucleotides long. RefSeq lists its product as uncharacterized. Bases 1 to 3024 code for a protein of 1007 amino acids. Lineage: Eukaryota; Fungi; Ascomycota; Sordariomycetes; Thyridiales; Thyridiaceae. Gene Ontology annotation, biological process: phosphatidylinositol dephosphorylation. Gene Ontology annotation, molecular function: phosphatidylinositol-3,5-bisphosphate 5-phosphatase activity. The record is from RefSeq and is a predicted model, not a curated record. Gene Ontology annotation, cellular component: intracellular membrane-bounded organelle. The transcript has a single exon.
AUGGACAGCAGACCCGACGACGUCAAUCUCGCCGGAGACAGCACCAUUCCUUCCGACCCCGACCCAGAGCCGGUGGUAAAGUCGGAUCGCCCAAUCUUCCCGCUUCUGCUCAACAACGCGAGUAACGAGACCAGCCCUUUGGCCUCGGGUACGGCCACGCAGGCGCGAAAGGCCGAAGACGACGACGACGAUGACGACGAGCCAGCAGUAGCGACGCCCUUUGUGCGCACUUCGAGCCCCGACGGCUCUGUCCAUGAAGAUGAGAACGAGGAUGAGGACGAGGUGUUGCCUACGCCUGAGGAAGGGGGAAAGAGGCCUCAUAGGCUCAUGCACAGGAUGCACAAGUUCAGCCUGUACGAGACAGCUAGCAGAUACUACAUCGUGGGCGGCGACGUGGCGGAGAAGCGGUAUCGCAUCCUGAAGAUCGACCGGACGACAGACGAUUCGUCAGACCUCAGUAUCACAGACGACAAGAUCGUAUACAGCCAGAAGGAGAUGAACCAACUGCUAGACACUAUCGACGAUGGAAACAAAGGAACUGGUGGCAUCAAGUUGCGUUGCACGACCUGGGGUUUGCUCGGUUUCAUCAAGUUUACGGGGCCCUGGUACAUGCUGCUCAUCACCAAGAAGAGCACGGUAGCCAUGAUAGGGGGGCAUUAUAUCUAUCAGAUCGAUGGCACAGAGCUUAUCCCUCUCACUCCUGCCCGUUUCAGGGCGGACCAGCGCAACACGGAGGAGUCGCGCUUUCUCAACAUCUUGAACAACCUCGACCUUACUAGAUCAUUCUACUACAGCUAUUCCUACGACAUCACCCGAACACUGCAGUACAAUAUCACGAAAGAACGGACUGCAAUACUCAAUGGAAAGCCCACCGGCGGUGAUGAGGACUUCAACUCGAUGUUUGUCUGGAACAGUCACCUUCUCCAACCCGCAGCCAAGUCUCUGAACUCGAUCUUUGAUUGGUGCCGACCCAUCAUUCACGGCUACAUUGACCAAUCCUCCAUAUCAAUCUACGGAAGGGUAGCCUACAUUACCAUCAUAGCCCGGCGCUCCCGCUAUUUUGCCGGGGCGAGAUUCCUCAAACGAGGUGCCAAUGAUCUAGGCUAUGUCGCCAAUGACGUCGAGACGGAGCAGAUAGUAUCAGAAGCGCUGACGACGUCGUUCCACGCGCCUGGUCCAAGGCUCUAUGCAAGCCCUCAAUAUACUUCGUACAUACAGCAUCGCGGCAGCAUCCCGCUCUACUGGACGCAAGACAACACUGGUGUCACUCCCAAGCCUCCGAUCGAGCUCAACCUCGUCGACCCUUUCUAUGGUGCGGCGGCUUUGCACUUUGAUAAUCUCUUCGAGCGGUACGGCGCCCCGAUAUACGUCUUGAACCUUGUCAAGGCGCGGGAACGUCAGCCGAGAGAGUCCAAACUGCUGGACGAGUACACCAAGGCCAUCGACUACCUCAACCAGUUCCUCCCAGAGGGCAAGAAGAUUAUCCACCGGGCCUGGGACAUGUCCAGGGCAGCGAAAAGCCGGGAUCAAGACGUCAUCGGUACCCUGGAAAGCAUCGCCGAGGACGUGGUGACCACAACUGGCUUCUUCCAGAACGGGGACGGCCAUAUCACUCCCAUCCGGGUGCAGAAUGGUGUGGCGAGGACCAACUGCAUUGAUUGCCUCGACCGUACAAAUGCUGCUCAAUUCGUCAUUGGUAAGCGUGCCUUGGGUCAUCAACUGCAUGCGCUGGGAAUUCUUGAAGACACCUGCAUCAACUACGACACGGAUGCGGUCAAUCUCUUCACUCACAUGUAUCACGAUCACGGCGACACCAUCGCGGUGCAGUACGGAGGCUCGCAGCUCGUGAAUACGAUGGAGACCUACCGCAAAAUCAACCAGUGGACCAGCCACUCACGCGACAUGAUCGAGAGCUUCAAGCGCUAUUACAACAAUUCGUUCCUAGAUGGGCAGCGCCAGGAGGCGUAUAAUCUGUUUCUCGGGAAUUAUAUAUUUGCUCAGGGACAGCCCAUGCUCUGGGAUCUAGCAACCGAUUACUACCUGCACCAUGCUGAUCCGCGCAGCUGGCUCGAGCAGAGAAAGCGCGGCUACAUCAAUUGGUUCACCCCGGAGCAUCUCGAGGAGCGCAAGUUGCCGCCUUAUGUGCCGCCGCAAUUCGACGAGGGAGGCAAGAAGCCCACCUCGUUCUUUGACGACUAUUGGUUGGAAUACUAUCGUCCGUCCACUUUGUCCUCCUUUCUCAAGAUGUUCCCUUAUAAGAUGAACUCGACCAUCAAGUACAUUCCCUUCAAGUCUAGCCAGGAAGGUCGUUACGACCUCAGCCCCUUCCGCGUCCGCAACGAGGGCGGUGGCGGCGGCGGCACCGGCGGCGGUAGUGGUGGACAUGGCGAUCAUGACGCCCAGGACAAGAAGAAACCUAAGAAGGAAGUGACUAUCCUGAUGCCUCAUGACUCUCUUGCCGGCGAUGACUCGGCCUCGAUCAUGUCUGGUAAGACCAGCACCACCGCUCGGGGCAUCCGAGGCUGGCUGCAGCCUAGUCAGCAAGACAGCCGGGCUGGUACAAACGGAAUGGCCGGUAUCAUGAAGGAAGGAACCAGCAUGCUUGCGCCGGGAGAACAGACAAAGCACAAACCCACCAGCUUGGAGAAGACACGCGCCGCACAAUGGACCUUCACAAAGAUGGUCCACGAGUCUACCAACCCCUCCGUCGACACCCAAGAGACGGAAGACUAUGCUCGAUACAUAUCGCACCCGCAGAACCUGCCGCUCGUUGUCUCGGCGGAGACGCCCAUCACCGAGGUGGACAGCGAGUACCAGGAGUAUAUCAAUGGAAGCUGGCAGUCCGAGGGUCUGUCGAUGCCGUCCAUGGUCCCUGAGGAGGACUACGCGGUGUACUCGGAUUUGCUAAAGGUCAACGAGAACCCGCUAACUGUGUUGGAGGAGGACGCUCAGAAGAAGAGGUACAAGGCUUAUAGGAAGUGGCUGAGGGGCAAGUCGCUAUUCAAACAGCUGCCUGUGGACUGA